AUGAAGAGAUUUCGUAUUGAUACAAUCAUUGUUCAUAGUAUUCUAAUUAUUCUUUUAACUUUUAUUAAUUAUGGUAAGUCGACAAGUGUCCAUGCACAUACAGAUGAUCUUUUCACUGUAAAUAUUACUAUGACAAAUAUGAUAACAACAAAGGAAGAUGAAUAUGCAUAUGUUCAAUAUAAAUUACCCGAUGAAGAAUUAUGGAUUGUUGGAUAUUCACCAUUAACUGAAAUGAAUACUGUUCAUCAUAUGCUUACAUAUGCUUGUGCAAGUCCCGGUUCGGAUAAGGCAUUUUGGAUUGGUGCUGGAUCAUGUCGUGGUGAAAAUACGCUUAUUCAUGGAUGGGCACGAAAUGCGCCUCCAUUAACAUUACCUAAAGAUGUCGGUUUUGCUGUUGGUCGAAAUACUCCAUAUAAAUAUAUUGUUGCUAAUCUUCAUUAUUUAGCAAUAGUAGCAGGUGAUAAUUCUGGCAAUCAAAUAACUUUAAGUCGAAAACCACGUAAAUAUCGUGCAGGUGUUAUGUUAGGUGCUACAGGUAGUAUUCAAUUACCACCAAAAACACAUACUAUUCGAACACCAUUUUCGUGUUUAUACAAUGGACCACCUAUCUCUAUUUUUGCUAUUCGUGUUCAUGCUCAUGAUUGGGCUCGAGUGAAUUCAUUAUAUCGAGUACGUAAUGGAAAUAUUUCACAAAUAGUUAAAAGUAAUCCACAAUGGGCUCAAUCAUUCUAUCCACUUCCAUCACCUGUUCAAAUUGAAAAAGAUGAUUUUUUUGUUGGACAAUGCGUCUAUGAUAAUGAUGAUGAUCGAACUAUCUAUGCUGGAUCGACACAUCAUGAUGAAAUGUGUAAUGUAUAUGCGAUGUAUUCUUAUGAACCAUCAGCAACACCAACUGGUACACCUCCAAUUUCAGGAUGUUGGGGUGAUGCAGUCACUGCUAUGUCUCGUCUUAUACCGCCCGACAGUGUCAUUGCUCCAGCUAGUCCUGCUGAUAUUGGUGGUACAAAUAAUGAUAAAAUACUUACAAAACAUAUUGUCGAAGCAUCUAACGGUAAUGUAUAUAAAAGUGUUCACCAUUGGCCUAAUGUUCAAUCAUUACCAAAAGAACUUGGUCAAGUCGGUGGAAUUGCUUUGAAUAAUGCAAAUGAUGAACUUGUUGUAUUUCAUCGUGGAUCUCGAAAAUGGGAAUUUAAUUAUUUUGAUGGUGUUCGUUUUCGUGAUGAAAAGUAUGGUUCAAUUGAAGAAAAUGUUCUUGUUCAUAUUGAUGCACAAACAGGAGGAAGCAAAUCUCAAUGGGGUGCUAAAAUGUUUUAUAUGCCACAUGGAUUAACAAUAGAUCAUGAUGGAAAUUUUUGGUUAACUGAUAUUGCUUUACAUCAAGUAUUUAUGUUUAGACCAAAUGAUUUAACUCAUCCCGUAUUAACUAUUGGAGAAAGAUUUAAAUCAGGUUCAGGAAAUAAUCAAUUUUGUCGACCAGCUGAUAUUGCUGUUAUGAGAAAUGGAGAUUUUUUUGUUGCUGAUGGUUAUUGUAAUCAUCGAGUUAUUAAAUUCAAUCGUCAAGGUCAAUAUAUUAUGCAAUGGGGUCUUCCUAUGACUGGAAAAUAUGAUAACGAUGGUUUUCCACUUCCUAAUGAAUGGAAUAUUGUACAUUCAAUUGCAUUGAAUGAAGGUGCUCAAUUAUUAUGUGCUGCUGAUCGUGAAAAUUUUCGUAUUCAAUGUUUCAAUCCAUAUUCAGGACAAUUUCUACGACAAAUACAUGUUGAAAAAAAAGGAACUAAUGGUGCAAUUUAUGCUAUUGAAUUCGCUCCAAAUACGAAUGAACCAAUUUUAUUUGCUGUUAGUGGUGGAGCACAAACAUCGGCCAAAAAAAUCUAUAUAAUUAAUGCUGAAACUGGUGAUGUUUUGAAAGCACUUGAAAGAAAUGUGCUCUUGAAUUCACCACAUGAUAUUACUAUAUCAAAAAAUGCUGAUGAAAUCUAUAUUGGUGAAUUAGCAUCAUCACCAGGCGAUGCUCUACAUAAAUAUGAAUCAUUGACUAAUCUUGUACAAGAGUCUAACGCAUCGGCUCAUACUGCACAUGAGUUGUCAACACCGAAGAACAAAGAAUCUAAAAAAUUAUCAAUUCUUUAUCGACUUAGUCCUUAUCGAAAACAAAUUCGUAUUGCUCUCGUUGUAUUUAUUGCUAUACUUAUUCCAGCUUACAUUAUUUUCGUCAUUUAUUGUUUGCUUCAAAUACGAAACAGACGUAAACGUCGACCAUUGGAUCUAUAUACAAGUGAUGUGAAAAAUAGUCCUACUAAUAGUAGUUCAUUAUUUAGCAAGUGGAUAAAUCGUCCAAAAAGUUUUAAAGGAUUAGAACAAGCAAUUGAAGAAGAAAAUCAAUUAUUAAAUUCUGAUGAAGAAAAUCAAUUAUCGAAUUCUAAUGAAGACGUUAUAUUUAAAACAAAACAAAACAAUCCUGCUAUACUUCAAAUGACAGAUAGUGCGUGA
This is a messenger RNA of Adineta steineri, 2490 nucleotides long. Lineage: Eukaryota; Metazoa; Rotifera; Eurotatoria; Adinetida; Adinetidae. The record is from the annotation of a GenBank genome assembly.